Molecule: messenger RNA, 2274 nt
Organism: Colletotrichum gloeosporioides
Lineage: Eukaryota; Fungi; Ascomycota; Sordariomycetes; Glomerellales; Glomerellaceae
Product: putative WD repeat-containing protein
Exons: 5
Biological process (GO): proteasome-mediated ubiquitin-dependent protein catabolic process
Cellular component (GO): GID complex
Molecular function (GO): protein binding
Source: RefSeq, a predicted model, not a curated record
CGACUCGUCACCGCCGACCUUGCAUUCCUCCGAUGCUGGGCGACCCUACCUGCUUUUCCAACAGAUACCGACCGACGAGAGCAUCCGCGGGUUCUCCCCGCGGCAACAGAGCCCGACCUGGACCCCAACUUCGAUCCAGAUCCCAACUCCCACUACAUUCUCGCCGCCAACGAUCACCCCACCCCGCCGAACGUUCAGAUACCCUCUAAUUCAGACCUAUCGCCCUCUGUCGCCGCGUCUCGCCCCUCCUCGGCCUCUCCUGACGAACUCCAUCCCUCGCCCCUGCACUCCCCCGCCGUUGCCCAGCAUUCCUCGACUGCCACCGGAACGAUAGCAUCUAAUACGGCGCCUCGUCAGGUCUUGGGCCGUAGACAACGAGCCACUUCCGACUCGGAUCGGGGAAGCCCUCCUAGUACGUCUGCCGGCGCCAGUCGAUCCGCCUCCCACCGCGUCAAACGCAGAAGAGGCGACGCCAACAUGAUCUCAGACGGAGAUGGACUGGCUUCCAACGGCGCUCCGAGGGCUUACUCCAACGGCGCAUCCUCUGAUGCCCAGCUGUCUGCCUCUGCUACAAAUGGAACUCGCAAGGCCGCUGCCAUGAACGGCUCCUCCCGCUCCGACAAAGAAACAUCGUCACGACCGCCGACGACAUAUUACGGGCAUGAUCGCGAGGAGGUGACGCGCAUUCUGAUCCAGGCCCUUUCCGACAUGGGCUAUCAUGGUGCUGCGGAGAGCGUCAGCAAGGACAGCGGCUACGAGCUCGAGAGUCCAACGGUCGCCGCCUUCCGAAAUGCGGUCGUCAACGGCGAGUGGGGUCAAGCCGAGGAGCUCCUCUUCGGAGCCGUCAUGUCCGACGACCGAGGCCAACAAGGGAACGGCUUAGUCCUGGCCCCCGGGUCAGACAGGAACGUCAUGCGAUUCUGGUUGCGCCAACAGAAGUUUCUAGAGCUCCUGGAGCAGCGUGAUACGAGUAAAGCCCUCAUGGUGCUACGAACAGAGCUCACGCCGCUUUAUCAAGACACCCAGAAGCUCCAUUUCCUGUCUAGUCUACUCAUGUGCCAGUCCACGGAGGAUUUAAAGGCCAAGGCAGAAUGGGAUGGUGCUCACGGCCAGUCCAGAAAGGUGCUGCUGUCGGAGUUGUCAAAAUGUAUAUCGCCGUCUGUCAUGCUACCUGAAAAUAGGCUGGCGGUUCUCCUGCAACAGGUAAAGCAGAGCCAAAUAGACAGCUGUCUGUGGCAUACCACUGCAUCUUCACCAUCAUUAUAUUCCGACCACUACUGCGAGCGGAGUCACUUUCCCACCGAGGUAGCCCUGGAGUUGACAGAUCUGAAUGGGGAGGUAUGGCAGGUACAAUUCUCACACGACGGCAAACGUCUGGCAGCCUGUGGUAGCGGCGAGGCAGUCGUCAUUUGGGAUCUCCCUUCAUUUUCAGUUUCACAAGUCCUUCGCCCACACGCUCAUGGUGUCGGCAAUUUCUCAUGGAGCCCCGACGACUCGAUGCUCGUAACGUGCUCACAGGACAAAUAUGCACGGCUGUGGGACACAUCGACUGGGGAAUUGAGGCUUAAACUGGAGCGCUUCGAGGAGCCAGCCAGCGGUUGUGUAUGGGCCGCUGACAGCAAGAGUUUUGUGACCGGAGCCCUGGAUAAGCAACACGGCCUGCGCACUUGGAGCACCUCGGGGGAAAUGCUGUACGAAUGGGGCAAAAAGCACCGGGUUCAGGACUUGUGCGGCUCGCCCGAUGGUCACUGGCUGGUCGCGGUGGACGACGUGCAGAAGAUACACGUCUAUAAUCCCACCACACGCGAAUUGGAGUAUGAAAUGGAGCUGAAGGCUCGGCCAACUUGCGUCAGCAUCAGCGAAGACUCGCGCCAUCUUCUUGUCAACAAGAAAGACGGCGAGGUGCAACUGAUAGACUUGGCAACUCGAACCUCCGUACAAAAGUUUCUCGGACAUACGGGAGGUGACUUCCUCAUCAGGAGUGCUUUUGGUGGCGCCAACGAAAGUUUUGUUGUUAGCGGCAGCGAGGAUGGGAACAUCCUCAUCUGGCACAAGAAUAGCGGCGCUGCCGUUGAAAGGCUUGAAGGCCAUCAGCCCCGGACUAAUGCCGUCAGCUGGAAUCCAGCAGACCCUUGUAUGCUGGCGUCGUGCGGCGACGACGGAAAAGUCAAAGUGUGGUCGAAUAAGAACCAAAGUACAACUCUCAGAUCAUUACAUAGUGCAGCCUCGAGAGGCUCGAAUGGGUGGAGAGAAGACGAUCGAGCUGAGGAGUAG